Molecule: messenger RNA, 2364 nt
Organism: Tripterygium wilfordii
Lineage: Eukaryota; Viridiplantae; Streptophyta; Magnoliopsida; Celastrales; Celastraceae
Product: GTP cyclohydrolase 1-like
Exons: 2
Coding region: 573-2000 (475 amino acids)
Biological process (GO): tetrahydrobiopterin biosynthetic process; tetrahydrofolate biosynthetic process
Cellular component (GO): cytoplasm
Molecular function (GO): zinc ion binding; GTP cyclohydrolase I activity; GTP binding
Source: RefSeq, a predicted model, not a curated record
UACUAUCCACAGUUCCACACUUUCCUAAAAUCAACGGUCACCCUACGUUCCUCGCUUGCUCCUCCUCCACUCCAGCCACUUUCCUAGUUUCCUCAUCCUAUCUUCGAUUCUGUUCAUUCUUUUUUUUCCGUGCCAUAGGUCCCGGUUUCCUCUUCUACAUCUGGGAUACAAUUUUUGGUUUUGUAUCCGCUUUAUUGUUAAGGGUAUUUCCUGAUUUGGUUUUUCUAUUUUUUUUUCGGUUGCGAGGAUUAGGAUUUUGUAUUUGCUUAUUGAUUCAUUGCCGAGCUUUUCUUCUAUUCGGAGUUUUGAUUUUGAUUUGAUUCAGAGCGGCUCGCUAUUUGACUGUUAACUUUUUUGGCUGAUUUGUAUCUGGGUUUCGGCUCUUUGGGAAGAUUUGUUCCCCUUAUUCCGUUCUUUUGGACAUCUGGGGUACCCGCAAGUCCUCAUUUUUUCUUCUCCUGAUUUGUUAUCGCUAGUUACCUCUUUGAAGGUUGAGAUUCGGUGACAUACAGUUGCUUGUGAUUGGGAUCUGGGCGGCGGGCUUUGGUUUUGGUGAGAUUUGUAGUCUUUCAAUGGGCUGUUUGGAUGAUGGGCAUUUUGGUGUGGAGCUUGAUAAUGGAGUGAAAUUGAGUUGCAUUGAGUUGGGCGUAGAAGGAGAGCCAGAGACCGUAGCUAUUGAAGAGGCUGUGAAAGUUCUGCUGCAGGGUUUGGGAGAGGAUAUCAAUAGAGAAGGUCUCCUAAAGACCCCUCUCCGGGUUGCCAAAGCACUUCGCCAGGGAACCACAGGUUACAAACAAAAGGUGAAAGACAUUGUCCAAGGUGCUCUAUUUCCUGAGUCUGGUUUAGAUAAUGCAGCUGGUUAUGCUGGAGGUGUGGGUGGGCUUGUAGUUGUUCGUGAUCUUGAUCUCUUCUCAUACUGUGAAACUUGCUUGAUUCCAUUCCAGAUUAAGUGUCAUGUAGGUUAUGUGCCAUGUGGUCAGCGUGUUGUAGGGUUAAGCAAGCUCUCUAGAGUGGCUGAUGCCUUUGCAAAACGACUCCAAGAUCCACAGCGUUUGGCAGAUGAAAUUUGUUUUGCUCUGGAUCACGGUAUCAAGCCAGCAGGUGUUGCUGUCUUACUCCAAUGUUCACAUUUACGUUUCCCCAAUGUACAAUCAUUCUUUCUCGACUCUAACCAUCAAGGAAGUGUAAAGGUGCUUGUGAGUUCAGGUUCGGGAGUUUUUGAAAAUGAAAAAGCUGAUGCUUGGAGUGAUUUUUUCAGUCUGAUGAGAUUCAGAGGCAUAAGUGUGGAUAAAAUUCAUAUGAGAGACUGCACAGAGCAAUGCUGGUGUCCAUUCCGCUCUUCCUCUAGUGAGAUAUUUUCCUCCAAUGUUGGACCAGCCAACCCAGGGAUGAUUGCUGCAGCAACUUCAAUUCUCAGAUCAUUGGGUGAAGAUCCCUCAAGAAAAGAACUUAUAGGAACUCCUAGUCAUUUUGUGAAUUGGUUAAUGAACUUCCAGAAUACAAAUUUGGAGAUGAAGCUGAAUGGCCCUGUCUAUGGUAAAAAUGAUUAUAUCCGAUCCAAUGGAGAAAUCAUCCAUAAUGAAGAACAAUUACGUACUGAGUUGAACCUGCCAUUCUGGUCUCAAUGUGAGCAUCAUUUACUUCCCUUUCAUGGUGUUGUCCAUAUUGGCUACUUCUCUGCUGACAGAAUCAACCCCAUCGGAAGGUCUCUUUUGCAGUCUGUGGUACACUUUUAUGGCUUCAAGCUCCAAGUACAGGAAAGGUUCUCCAGGCAAAUUGCUCAGACUGUCUCAUCGUUAUUAGGUGGAGAUGUGAUGGUACUUGUGGAGGCUAAUCACACCUGCAUGAUUUCAAGGGGGAUAGAGAAGGUUGGAAGUAAUACGGCAACCAUAGGUGUAGUGGGUCGAUUCUCUACAGAACCCGCUGCAAGGAGCAUGUUCUUAAGGAGUAUUCCAAACUUUGCUACAUCUGCUGGUUCCGACUUUAGUUCAACUGCCUAAUCUAUAUUUGACUUCUUGAUGGCUUUUCUUUAAUUCUGCAAUACCAGGUAUGCAGAAAUAAGUUUUGACUGAACUUUUGACGAUUGGCCGAACCAGUCUAGCAUGGCUUCAGUUUUGCAUUGGUUUGAAAAGGGAAGAUAUCUUGAAUUAUUCAUUUUCUGGUAAUGUUCUGUUCAUUGUUUGUAGCAUAAACCCUUUGGAAGAUAAGUCCAAGGGCAUGUCAUCCUUUCAUUUCAUGAUCAGUGAUCAGUGUAUUGCAACGUCAUUUUCAACCCCAAAAAAUGGGACUUGUAAUGUUAAGAAAAUCACCAAAGUAUUUAUUCAAGUUUGUCACAUGAAAUAGAAGGAUAUCAUUUUUGUCUAA